Molecule: messenger RNA, 2623 nt
Organism: Haliotis rubra (blacklip abalone)
Lineage: Eukaryota; Metazoa; Mollusca; Gastropoda; Lepetellida; Haliotidae
Product: dual specificity protein phosphatase 18-like
Exons: 2
Coding region: 513-1121 (202 amino acids)
Biological process (GO): protein dephosphorylation
Cellular component (GO): cytoplasm
Molecular function (GO): protein tyrosine/serine/threonine phosphatase activity
Source: RefSeq, a predicted model, not a curated record
AUACAUUUUCUUAUAUAGGGUACUCAAUAUUACACAUGAUUAUGCAAAUAUAAUUUGUGAUAGAUUUUUAUGCAUUUAAGUUGUUCUUCCAAAUGCAUUUGUAAUAAACCAGGAAAGGAAAUUUGAGUUCUGUGGAUAUUUUAUUUUCCUCCAUAACGUCAUGCCACAAAUGAUGAUGGGUAUGGUCAAAGGGAGAUAAUCCAUCAACACACACAGUUCGUGCUGCCACCAACUGAGUGAAAUUGGAAGGGAGACUUUGUUGACGUGCAAGCAAGGACUGACGUCCCAUCACUGUCAACAGCAGCAACGGAAGUAGGCCAUUUUGAUGACAAAGGUCAUACAGAAACAUCACAGAUGUGUCGAAGUUGGGGAUCUCCGAACUCCGAUUAAGAUUCUGUCACCUCUGUAAUAUUUUCACUGAAAAAAAGCUACCUCACCCUCCUGUCACCCCACCAGCAUUGACACUGGCGUCUCUCGCGGAUCAUAUUAAGACUGUCCUAAGGCCACCCACCAUGCGUUAUUUUUCCAACCAGGUAGCGGCGAUCACAAAACACGUGUAUCUUAGCAGCGUGGGCGGGGUCACACAGGAGAGGUCACUGGAUGAGCAUGGCAUCACCCACAUCCUGAACGUUGCCAUGGAGCUCAAGGACCUGAAGUAUCCACGGGAAGACCUGAAGGUCAAGCGUGUGUCCUUGAGGGACGCCGUCAGCGAGAACAUCCUUCCACAUCUGGAGUAUCUGGUCGACCAUGUGCACGAGGUGGCGUGCCAAGGAGGAAGGGUGGCCGUUCACUGCAUCGCUGGAGUUAGUCGCUCCGCAACCGUGUGCAUCGCCUACCUCGUCAAGCAUCACCACAUGACACUGAAACAGGCUUAUCAGAAAGUGUACAAGGCAAGGGAGGUAAUUUACCCCAAUAAUAGUUUCUGGGCAAGUCUGGUGGCGUUCGAGAAGCAGUAUCAGGACCACAACACAGUGGAGAUGCUGCCCUACAUCUGCGGGAUGGUACCCUCCGUGUACCAGAGGGAUACCGAGAUAAGGAUCCGGCAUGGCUGGAUGGGGCCGCUUUGCGUUAUGUGGGUGUUUCACAUGGUGCUUACGUUGUUGCAGGUAUAUUUUGCUUGAUGGUGCCACAUUCCAUGUCGCAGACUGGGGAGAAGUGUCCUAGCUAACGUUGCUCAGGGUAAGGAAAUCUAUGAAACUUGGGUGCAGGAAUUCUCCAGAAAAGAACUCAGAAUUGAAUUAACGUUUGACGUCAUUUUGGAUGUGACCACUCUUCAGGGAGCACACAGACUCGUGUCAAUGGUGGUAAAAGGUGUUUAUGAAAUAGAACAAGGCCGCUGGCCGAUCGCUGGUGACAUAGUCACAAUCUAACAACUGUGAUCUGAAAUCACAUGAUCUGAAAUCAUACAUCCAUGAUCUGAAUCAGGAGCGUUCACUGACUGGAUUCUUAAAGCCUUGACGUGAGGAGAGAUUAUACUCAUUGGUUGAAGACACGUUGUAUUGGAAAAAGGAUCAGAAAUGGUUUCACUGACUAGAUUCUUGAAGCCUUGGCGCAAGGAGAGUUUAUGCCCAUUGGUUGAAGACACGUUGUGUUGGUUAAUAGCUCAGGAAUAUUUUCACUGACUGGAUUCUUGGCGUGAGGAGAGUUCAUAAGCAUUGGUUGGAGACACGUAUUUGUAAAUAGCUCAGGGAUGUUCACUGACUGGAUUCGUGAAGCCUUGACACGAGGAGACUUUAUACACAUUGGUGGAACAUACGUUAUAUUGGUUAAUAGCUCAGGAAUGGUUUCAAUGACUGAAUUCUUAGGGCUUUGGCAUGAGGAGAGUUUACACAGAUUGGUUGAAGACACGUUGUAUUGGUUAAUAGCUCAGGAAUCUGUAUGGUGACAUAUGAAGCUAUCACGUGACAAACGAAGUUUGACACAAAUCGAUUGAAGAUUCAUGAAUGGCAAAAUUUACUACCUCAAGACAAAGCAGUAACAGAGCAAUGCAUGUAUGUUGAAGAUGUUUCUAAGGUUAUGAACACUUGCACGUUCGUGAUUGAAUAUAUGUUUCUUAUGUGCUCUGACUGAAAAUGGCAUUAGCGUGAAAGUGUUAAACUGGAGUUGUUUAACUGAGUGAAUUUUGAGAUACAUAUUAUUGAUAGGGCUCUCUAUUUCAGGUCUUAAUCUUGACGUAUUUAUCUCCGUCCCAAGGAACUGCAUAUACCUGUACCUGAAGUUCUGACUGUGUAACUUGUCGAUCAAACUUUUUUCUGUUUAAUGGAAUUUGCUUAUUAUACAUAUGUGCACGUGCGUGUGUGUGUGCGUGCGUGCGUGCGUUCGUGCGUGCAUAUACAUACAAAUACAUAGAGCUCCUACACAGUGUUAAGUUGGUUAGUCACCAUGAUCAGUGACUAGUUGUGUUUUUUUCAAUGUGAUCUUGUCGAGUCCCGACUAUGUUUAUUUUCUAUCUUCAUCUCGGGUAUGAAAUCUCAAAGUAUUUAUGUUUACUUUUGACCGCACAGACCUGCGUGAUAUUGACAUGUUUGUGUCCUAUCAGCCAACAUGUAUUAUUCUUGUAUAGUAAAAGUGGUUUACGUGAUAUGAUGUCUAGUCUCACCAAUAAAGAAAUAUAUCAUUAUUA